CCGACAUUGCUUAAAAAUUGGAGGGAGAGAGCCAUUAAAUUAGAUUUCCCGCUAAUUCGAGAUCCUUAGAUCGUUUAUCUUCGCCAAUCAAUAACCGAACUUGCAUCUGGUAUCUCAAUCGACGUUUGCGUUCCAUCGAAUGGAGGAAGAAGAAAACAAUGAGACGAUCCGACCAGAAUUCCCCACCGGCCGGGUCAAGAAGAUAAUGAAGCUAGACAAGGACAUCAACAAGGUGAACUCGGAAGCCCUCUUCCUCGUCUCUUGCUCCGCCGAGCUCUUCAUCCGAUUCCUUGCUGAGAAAUCCGCAGAGGUCGCAAAAGGGAAGAAACGGAGGAUUGUGAAGCUCGAACACAUCAGAAUCGCCGUCAAGAGGCACCGGCCGACGAGCGAUUUUCUCCUAGACUCGCUUCCUUUGCCUGCUCAGCCCUUGGAUCGUCCAAUAACUGACCAGAGCCAUUCUCGUCCUGCCGCUGAGAAACCGGUUCCAGCUGGCACUCGGCGGAUUGAUGACUUCUUCAACAAGUCAGCAAACAAAAGCCCGAGUCAGAUCGACAACGAAGAGUCGUAGAUUAUUUUUCUAUGGUAGCACUGGAAAAGUUUGGGGCCUACUUAUUAAUUGUACCAAAAGCCACUCCGAUUUGGUAUUCUUGAUUAUCUGGCUCUAAUAGAAUGAUUUCAAUUGUGGCGGUGACAGUCUUUGGCCAAAUGCGUAGGCGAAUUUGUUGAUUAUGUUAACGGAGGUGUUACGCUUGACCAGCAAAGAUUUAUUAUAUUAUUUUCCAGACUAAAUUUGCACUGAUCUUAUCUGCGUCCUCAUGCAUGAAGAUCAAUGAGUCCGAAUCAAAUUUUAAGGAGAUUUUGGGCCUGAAAAUGUUGACAAUGACACUACUGAAGCUGUUUCAUCUCUGAGACGACAAGGAAGGCUCGGUCGAUCAAACAUGCCCUCAACUUGUGCUAUUUUUCCUUCCUUCAUCAAGGACAUGCCCUGUGUUGCUGGAUAAAUGCUAUUUGAUCCCAAGCGUUGAAUUCCCUGAGAAAGCCUUCUGUUUAAAGGGAUACCAUUGCUAAAUCCUCCAUUCAAGCUCCUGUUUGAAAGCCGCCGGUUGCUGGUACCUGGCCUGGACACAAACAAAUUUUCUUGCUCAACUACUACUUGGCUUUGUACCUUCUUCUUUUCCUGUGUGAAAAAGAAGGGUAAGGAUGUUCUGGUUACUGUGAAAUGUUGAUGACGUGCAUGUCUUUAGUACGUUUAACAGGAGAAAUUCACUUGAGAAGGAAGAUCAAUUAACAGAUGCUUGUAAGAGUACGAGAAAUUGACUAGCAAAAAGAACCCAAAAAAAAAAAAAAAAAACUGAACUUGCUAUUGCAUUCUCAUCAUAUUCCUCAUACCCUUUGUCUUUGCUUCUCCUGCUCCUUUUCCUGCAUUAACAUGUUAUACUCUUCCAAAAUUGCCAGGAGAGGUACCUAGACAGCAGAAGAAGUAAUUUUCAAUCUACUAGUUUACAUGGUUUACCAAAUAAGUCUGUCGAGAUGCAUAAUACCAACUGGAGACAUAGAAUUGUAACCUUUUAGUAGUUUCAAAAUGUCAGGAAUUAAAAGAACCUAGGAGUUGGAGUGCCACUUAUUUGACGGGUUCUCCUCAAAACUAGAUUUCAGGUUUUUGAUAUUUAAAUUUAUCAUAUGCUUAUUAUAAGAAUUCAUUUAGUUUACAAUACUAAACCUGUUCAUACAAAACAGUUUGCAUUUUGAAAUUGUUGGGUGAAUAGAGAAAUUUAUGACAAGCUGGUACAUUUGCAGCCUCAAGAUUGAAGCUUUUCCUUUAUUGCAAAAGGCGUAUAUAUUUUUAUUGGUAACUUCAACUUAUGCCAAACACUCUUCAAUGUUGAAUGUGAUCAACAUCAGGUAUAAUACGUAUCAAAGAAAAAAAAGUUGGCUUAUUGUUUUUUCUUUUAGAUAAAUCAACAUAAACUUUGAAUAUGUGUUUUUUGUUUGCCUCUAGGCACGAUAACCGGACAAUGACUUACAGGAUUGACUUCUAGAUAUUAAAGCUAACAUGGGACUGCUAAUUUCGUAUCGACUUUGAAUGGAAAAAAUUGAGCAUGUGAGCCCCUGUUGUUUGAGCAUGUUGUACUGGGAUAGAGACUAAUGGCCCAAUGGGGCCUUUGACUGGAAUGAUUAUUGUCAUGCAAUCAUCAGAAAUCAUAUUUAUCCAAACAUAGCACAAGCAAGAGAAUACCUACCUCGUCAUACAAGAAAACUUUCUUUCUUUCUUCUUCCCAGCUCUUAGUCUUUGCUAUUAGUAAAUAUACCAAAGCUGCAGUUGAAACACCGCCGAAGGCACAUACUGUCAGAUAUAUUAUCAAAACUGCCAUGACUUGAGUGCCAUGUAGUAGCCUAUAAUCUUUUGGAUUCAAGAAGUUUUCCGAAUCUGUCCUUGCACUGCUCGGAAUUGGUUCACCCUCUCUUCUUUCCUCAACCGCAUCUCUCUCAAAGCUGGGGUGAUCGAGUCUAGCUGCUCUUUCAGUGUUCCUGUCAUUUUUUCUGGCUGUUCAGACGAGACUUAGUAUCAGUCCAGGAAGAGAUCGUUCACCAAGGGACAAAAGAAGAUGGGUGAAUUCAGCCUCAGCUUCUGCCAACUCCUGAUGCAGGCGAGCUCUAUUUAUAUUUGCACGAUCAACUUUUCUCCUAUUAUCUGUUUCAAUAUUGUGGUAAAAGAAGACAGAAUGAGAAUCGUAAUCAUUACUUUUGUAUAUAAAUACAAGAGAAUACAAGAAAGCUCGUGCCUUCAAUUCCUGAAGUAAAUAUCCACAUGAAGUUUCUAACACUGCAGAGCUUCUCAUUCUACCCGGCGCCUGGAAUGAACCUCUCUGAUUGUCCAUUUGAUUUGUGAGGAGCUCACAGAUACUCAAGCUGCUGUCGUGUGAAGUUCAUUAGGAUCGAGGGAAAAGUGGAGAAAGUAAGUAUGGUGGGGGUGGGAGCUUUGGAUGUGGGUUAUUGCUUAAAAGACAAGGUGACAGUGGUAGACAGCUCAAGUCAUGCUUUCUGCAACCAAUAUCGAUUGCAGCCUCA
This is a messenger RNA of Juglans microcarpa x Juglans regia, 3069 nucleotides long. Its product is annotated as DNA polymerase epsilon subunit 4. The transcript is spliced from 7 exons. The record is from RefSeq and is a predicted model, not a curated record. The coding region runs from base 140 to 568 and encodes 142 amino acids. Lineage: Eukaryota; Viridiplantae; Streptophyta; Magnoliopsida; Fagales; Juglandaceae. Gene Ontology annotation, molecular function: protein heterodimerization activity. Gene Ontology annotation, biological process: regulation of DNA-templated transcription. Gene Ontology annotation, cellular component: nucleus.